Molecule: messenger RNA, 558 nt
Organism: Hydatigera taeniaeformis
Lineage: Eukaryota; Metazoa; Platyhelminthes; Cestoda; Cyclophyllidea; Taeniidae
Source: the annotation of a GenBank genome assembly
AUGACUAAAACUGCGCUGGUUCUCCUGGCCUGUGGAGCCGAAGAACUCGAAACCAUUGCCAUUGUCGACAUUUUGGCUCGUGCAAAGGUCAAGGUUGUUGUUGCUGGUGUUGGUGGCCCUAGUGUAGUCACGUGCAGUCGCGGCGCGAAGAUUCAACCUGACGUUGCGCUUGCUGAUGUUGUUGGCACUGCUUUUGAUUUAGUGUAUCUUCCCGGUGGUAUGGAAGGCAUGAGAGCCCUCUCUAAGAGCGCUGAUGUCGGUAAAGUGCUCAAAGACCAGCAUGAAAACAAGCGCUAUAUUGCGGCAAUUUGCGCUGCACCCUGCGCUCUCAAGGCCCAUGAAAUUAAUAAGGGCGCAAAGGUGACUAGUUACCCAUCGCUGAAGGGUGAUUUAGAAGCCUACUACACUUACUUGGAUGAGACGAUUGUUGAAGACGGGCAUCUUCUGACCAGCCGCGGACCGGGUACUGCCAUUGUUUUUGGUUUAAGACUGGCUGAGCUGUUAACAGAUCACGCCACCGCCAAAUCAGUUGCUACUGCCAUGCUUCUUCCCUUCUAA